Molecule: messenger RNA, 537 nt
Organism: Pieris napi
Lineage: Eukaryota; Metazoa; Arthropoda; Insecta; Lepidoptera; Pieridae
Product: cytochrome b5-like
Exons: 4
Coding region: 132-491 (119 amino acids)
Cellular component (GO): membrane; intracellular membrane-bounded organelle
Molecular function (GO): heme binding
Source: RefSeq, a predicted model, not a curated record
UCAUAUCCGUCAUUAUCCGUGCGGAAUGGAUAUAAUAUUUAUCAAAGAUAAUAUGGAUAUACAAAGCGAUAACAUGGCGAUAGAGUGGUAGCCGUUGAACGCGGAUACUCGCAUUCUGAGGAUUACCAAACAUGACGGAGCCGGUGAGGUACAGUCGGGCGCAGGUGGCCGAGAAGACGGGGCGUAAUGCGGCACCAGUGUGGAUCAUAUACAAGGACUCCGUCUAUGAUGUUACUAAAUAUGUUGCUGAACAUCCCGGCGGUCCCGAGCUGGUUACAGACGAGGCGGGCACCGACUGCACCAAGGUCUUCCACGAGGCCGGCCACACGGCCGAUGCUUACACCAUACUCGCCAAAUACAAAAUAGGAGAACUACAUGAAGAAGAAAAACAUUACGAUGCCAAUGGAAAGAAGAAGAAAAUAGUAGCUGUAAAACCUGAUGGACAAACUAGAACUUGCUUAAAUAAAGUCACGUGUGGUCUUCUGGGAUAAAAUAAUUUAAGUACUGUAAUUAAGAAAUAAAUUCAAUUUAUAAGUA